This is a messenger RNA of Rotaria socialis, 405 nucleotides long. The record is from the annotation of a GenBank genome assembly. NCBI's taxonomy places the organism in Eukaryota, Metazoa, Rotifera, Eurotatoria, Philodinida, Philodinidae.
AUGCAGUCGAAUAUUCGACCGAAGACAGAGUUAGAAUUUUUUCAUCCUGCCACCCUAUCAUGGACACGGUUGACGGAAAAUCAACCAUCUAUUCUGUUCAAGAUACUGGCUUCAACACAUACUGAUCACUGUGCUUUGUCUGGGCCCGUAGAUGAGACUGAACGAUUCUCGAGUACACUUCUUCUUUUCUACGAACCAGGCUACCGAACGCCUGGUGACAGUUCAAUCAGACACACAUAUAAGGAAGAAGUCAUGCUAUUGACUGGGCGACUCUACGAUCAACGACUUCAAAAAUGGUUUGGAACAGAUGAGUACGCCUGCCGUGAUGUGGGCAUGGAACAUGGUCCGUAUUUAGCUGAUGAAAAAGACGGCUGCUUGAUGAUUGUGUGGAUUGGUAGAGAUUGA